AUGGGUAUCAAGUUGAAUAGACCAGUUAAUGUUGAGAUUUUGUUUGAAGUUUUUUUAGUACUAUACUUGUUUAGGAUUACAACUUCCUAUGAACAACCAGCAAAUUUUGUCUUCGGAGAUUCUCUGGUCGAUGUGGGGAACAACAAUUACAUUGCUUCCCUCUCAAAGGCUAAUUAUCCUCCCUUUGGAAUUGACUUUGGAAGACCAACAGGAAGGUUCACAAAUGGAAGAACCAUAGUUGACAUUAUUGGUCAUGAAAUGGGUGUUGAUUCUACCCCACCUUACUUAGCACCAACUACAGUUUUACCAGUGAUUAUGAAAGGUGUCAACUAUGCUUCUGGUGCAGGUGGAAUCCUCAAUCUCACUGGAAAACUCUUCGGUGACAGAAUCAACUUCGAUGCACAGUUAGAUAAUUUUGCUAACACCAGGCAAGACAUCAUCUCCAGCAUUGGUGUUCCUGCAACUCUCAAUCUAUUCAACAGGUCUAUAUUUUCAGUAACAAUGGGUUCCAACGAUUUCAUCAACAACUAUUUAGCACCAGCAGUCUUAAUUUACGAGACGAAUUUGGCAUCUCCAGAACUCUUUGUGAUCACUUUAGUGUCAAAGUUCAGAGAACAGCUCACUAGGCUAUACAAUCUAGGUGCCAGGAAAAUUAUUGUGACAAAUGUAGGACCUAUUGGAUGCAUUCCAAGUCAGAGGGAUACAAACCCAGCUGCAGGUGAUAGCUGUGUCACUUUCCCAAAUCAGCUAGCACAGUUAUUCAAUAUGCUGUUGAAGGUUCUAAUUGCAGAGCUAAAUUCAAAUCUGAAGGGUUCAAUGUUCGUGUAUGCAGAUGUGUACCACAUAUUAGAAGACAUGCUCAACAAUUACACAGAAUAUGGUUUUGAGAACCCAUGGACCUCUUGUUGUUUCAUGGCUGGGCGUUUUGGAGGUUUGAUUCCGUGUAGUCCCACUUCGAGCAUAUGCGAGGACAGAUCCAAGUAUGUGUUCUGGGACCCUUGGCAUCCCACUGAUGCUGCAAAUGUUGUCAUAGCUAAGCGCCUCUUAGAUGGUGAUCAUAACGACAUUUUUCCAAUGAAUGUUCGCCAACUCAUUCAACUUUUGAUCUGA
Sphenostylis stenocarpa is the source of this 1110-nucleotide messenger RNA. The record is from the annotation of a GenBank genome assembly. Lineage: Eukaryota; Viridiplantae; Streptophyta; Magnoliopsida; Fabales; Fabaceae.